Dreissena polymorpha is the source of this 2181-nucleotide messenger RNA. Its product is annotated as glutathione-specific gamma-glutamylcyclotransferase 1-like. Lineage: Eukaryota; Metazoa; Mollusca; Bivalvia; Myida; Dreissenidae. The coding region runs from base 237 to 908 and encodes 223 amino acids. Gene Ontology annotation, biological process: glutathione catabolic process. The record is from RefSeq and is a predicted model, not a curated record. The transcript is spliced from 3 exons. Gene Ontology annotation, cellular component: cytoplasm. Gene Ontology annotation, molecular function: gamma-glutamylcyclotransferase activity; glutathione specific gamma-glutamylcyclotransferase activity.
UCCCGCUGUUCCUUCCCACGUAAAACAACUUAACAACAAAAUAUAAAUAGAGGAAGAUCCGGAAAAAGGCUGUUUUUCACACAAACCAGUUCCAAUGCAGUUUUAACCGGGUCGCCUUUGUAUGAAUGUGUUUCGGUGAUCGACUCUCUUAACCGAAGUAAACUGUCGUUGUCAGCAAAUGCAUACUUCAAGGACGUGAAUAAUAGACUAUAUUUUGUGUGUGAAACAAGUCAAUCAUGGAAAGCGAUGAUACAGAGUCGUUCAGUGACUAUCACACGUGUGUCAACUGCAGUCUGAGGCUAUUCGGGUAUGGAUCGUUGUUAUGGAAACCUGACUUUGAGUAUUCCGACAGUCGGAUUGGUUUUAUCAGUGGCUACAAGCGGAGAUUUUGGCAGGGAAGUGACGUACACAGGGGCACGGACACACAGAAAGGGAGAGUUGCUACUUUAGUGCCAUCAAAAACAGGUAAAGUUUGGGGCAUGAUGUUCGAAGUCAAUGGAGCGGAACAGAAACGAAAAGCUUACGGCGGCCUCACGCAACGCGAAGUGACACUAGGCGGAUAUGACGUCGUAAAGACGUCAUUUUACCCGCGAGACGGUUCAAGGCCCGUGGAGGUUGAGGUUUUCGUUGCUACUCGGAAAAACCGGCUGUUUCUUGGCAAAGCCAGCCUCAAAGUCAUGGCGAUGCAGAUCAUGUCGGCCGCUGGUUGUGCCGGCUCGAACGCCGAAUAUAUCAUUAAAACCGCGGAGUUUCUACGGGCGAAUAUACCCGAGGAAACCGAUAGGCACUUGUUUGAUCUCUGUAAGCGAAUCUGUGAUCUCUCAAACGAUAUUAAAUGUUUGCAAAUGGACGAAGGAUGCACUGAAAUGGACCAACUGGAUGAAGAGAGUGAUCUAGAAGACAGCUAGUUUGUAAUGACGUGAUUAUUGUGACGAUUUGUAGGUUCAUUAGGCCUACGUCUGUAUGUCUAAUGCAAUUAUCAUCUAUGUAUUGUAUGCAAUUUUAACAUUUGUUGACAUUUAUCGCGCAUCUCUUUACUAGGUUUUAGCAGAGCCAUGAAUUAAUGCACAUCAAAGAACAUUGAUUGAUAAUGUUAAUUUAUUGCAAUCUCAUUUGGAAAAUGUAUUGCUGAUUUGCUGUGACAUUCACUUUAAGUGUGUGUAUUGAACUAUGUUAAACAGUAACAGCCAAACAAACAUGACUGAAUAACUAGUCAGUCACUUAAUAAUAAAUAAUAAUAUUCUUGUUACCAUUCUUAGUUCUUUUGACUAAGAAUGUAUUUGCCAUGACAGUCAUUACUGAAAUAAUGUGUACCUUUAAAUCUAGUUAGUACAACCUACAUUAGAUAUAAAGAUCAGCAUUUGGGCUUGUGUGUGGUUCUAGUGUGUUCAUUUGUUGUUUUUUAGCUUUCUACAAACCACACUGCCAAAUUUGCAUCACAUGUAUGUAUUCAAAGGAUCUUUAUAUAUUCUGAUUGUGGAAAAACAAGUUUUGUUUGGUUACUGUAUGGUUUACUAACUAUUACUUAUUUAAUGUCAUAUUGAAAUUGAUUAUAUAUAAAUAACAUAUAUCAAACAUGUUCAUGUUUAGUUCUCAUACUGGUACUAGGUGAUAUUUAUUAACAUUGUAGUAUACAAUCUAUAUGUAUUAUUUGAACAUGACAUCUAUCUCAUUUUUAAAGUCAGAUAUAUAUUAUGAAUGUACUGUUAUUUUGUAUUUAUUGAUGUUAUACACAUCGUUAUAAUUAUGCUGUAUACAUGUAUAUUAACUAGUCAUGUGCAACUGUACCAUAUAUUUGGUGAUGGGGACAGUCAAAUAUGUAUGACUAGUUUUGUGUUUAACACAAUUACCAAAUCAAAAUAAUGGCUAACAUUUAUUGUUGGUUGUGAAAAGCAUGUGAAGAUGUUUCCAAUACAAAAUAUUUGUUCAAAUUCAUUAUAUAUUAUGAAAAGUAGGCAUUUACUUUUAUUCACAAAUAUUUACAUGUAAUUGGUGUGUUUUUAAAUCGACAUGCAUACAUUGCAGAUGCAUCAUUCAGUUUUAGGACGUCUUUUGCAAAUCAUUAUACACUGUUGCAUUGUUGGAAAACAGUAAAACCUUGCAAUUUAGUGUCAGUAAAACCUUGCAAUUUAGUGUCAGUAAAACCUUGCAAUUUAGUGUCAGUAAAACCUUGCAAUUUAG